Messenger RNA from Caenorhabditis angaria, 1316 nucleotides. NCBI's taxonomy places the organism in Eukaryota, Metazoa, Nematoda, Chromadorea, Rhabditida, Rhabditidae. The record is from the annotation of a GenBank genome assembly.
AUGCUUGACGAAACUCUCAACCAAAUCACCGCAUAUUAUUAUCCAAUAUAUUUCGGACUUGGGAUAACUCUAAAUCUUCUUCUAUAUUAUCUAAUCUUCACCAAAACCACCCGAGUCUUCAAAUCAAUGAAACUCUUUCUGAUCCCAGCCAACACAUCAACAAUGAUUCUCUCGAUUCUAACCUUCUCCCUACAAGUUCGAACAGUGAAUAAUGAAAAGAGUUUGGCUGUGAUGGGACAAGGUUUUUGCAAAUAUAUCGGGCCUGAAGCCUGUUUCCAUUCCUAUAUUUUAUUAUUAGUGAGUCAGGGAAAUUACAUAGGUUUUUUAUUGGAAACGAAAAAAAUGAUGCUAUUCUAGCGGAAAUGAAAAAUUGUUCAAUAGAUCGAAAGAGACAAAUUUGAUUUUUCAGACCUUCACAAGCAUCGUUGGAAUAAUGAAUUUGCACACAAUUUAUUAUCGAAUGAUCUCAAUGAAGUACCAAGAUCGAAAAUAUAUCCGAAGAAAAAUAACUCUAUUUUGCUUUCAUUAUUUAGUUCCACUAUUAGUUUUAGUAAGAGAAAAACAAUAAUUUACAACCCACUUACGCGUAAUUUAAUCAUAUUCAGGUGCUUUCAUAUAUUCCAAAAAUGGACAUGACUGCUGUCUAUAAAGAAACACUUAAUGAGCACAAUGAUUAUCAUUUCGAGCCUUUUGGGGAAUUUGGAGGAUUUGUGAAUUCACAUAGUAUUUAUCAGACAAUGGUUACUUUGUGCCUGGCAAUAAUGACGAUUUACGCUCCAAUUUUUGGCUAUUAUUGUAGGAGGAAUGCGUUAAAAAUACUAAAUUCUACCAAAAAAUCGUUGUCCGAGAAAAGUAUUAUGCAAUUCAAGUCACUGAUACAGGUAGGAACGAUUUGAAAAUAAAACAUCGUUUUUACAUUCUGUCUGACUUUUUUAUCGAAGAUAAAGGGCCUUAUGGGCUUCUAGAAGCCUUAUAGGCUUCUAGAACUCCUGAAUCAGUUCCAGCACUUCUCAAAACCUUUCUCAUUCCAGGGUCUAACCUUACAAAUAAUGCUUCCACUAAUUUGCUACGUACCAGUCGCAACUUUCUUCGUCUACAAUAAAUACAGUGGAUAUGGCCAAUUACUAUUCUCCCAAUAUUUAAUCGGAAUGCUAUCCACUUUGCCAGCAGUUCUAGACCCAUUACUAACAAUUUAUUUUAUUGUGCCUUAUCGAAACGCGCUGUUCAACAUUUUCAAACAUCGUCAAAGUUCAGCCGUUGAGACUGAGAAUAUUGUCUUUCAUAAAAGCUCAAUAAUGAUCCCAAACGUGGCUUAA